Nanorana parkeri is the source of this 2880-nucleotide messenger RNA. Its product is annotated as cyclin-dependent kinase 11B. The record is from RefSeq and is a predicted model, not a curated record. Gene Ontology annotation, biological process: protein phosphorylation; regulation of mitotic cell cycle. NCBI's taxonomy places the organism in Eukaryota, Metazoa, Chordata, Amphibia, Anura, Dicroglossidae. Gene Ontology annotation, molecular function: cyclin-dependent protein serine/threonine kinase activity; ATP binding. Gene Ontology annotation, cellular component: nucleus. The coding region runs from base 124 to 2601 and encodes 825 amino acids. The transcript is spliced from 21 exons.
GCGCCGGAAGUGACGCGCGGUUUGUGAGCCGGGAGGCUUCCCUGUACGCAGCUGGAACGCUGUGACCGGAGCUAGGCGGGCUGGGAGGAAAUCGUUCUUAUAAGAGGGACUGAUCUACUCCAAAUGGGGGAUGAAAAAGACAGCUGGAAGGUAAAAACACUGGAUGAGAUUUUGCAAGAAAAAAAGAGGCGGAAAGAACAAGAAGAGAAAGCAGAUUCUAAACAUAGAAAUGCUGAUGACCGAGAUUCCAAGAGAGAUUCCUUGGAGGAAGGAGAGCUGAGAGAUCAGAAGAUGGAGAUCACUAUUCGGAAUUCACCUUACAGACGAGAGGACUCGAUGGAAGACAGAGGCGAGGAGGAUGAUUCACUUGCUAUUAAACCACCACAACAAGUUUCCCGGAAAGAAAAAUCCCACCACAGAAAGGAUGAGAAGAGGAAAGAGAAGCGCCGACACCGCAGCCACUCUGCCGAAGGAGCUGGAGGAAAAUAUGGUCGGGUGAAGGAGAAGGACAGAGAGCAUGAGAGGCGGAAAAGACACCGGGAAGAACAAGAUAAAGUACGCCGUGAUCGGGAGAGGCAGAAGAGAAGAGAGCUGGCCAGAGAGCAUUCCAGAAGAGAAAGGGAUCGACUGGAACAACUGGAACGAAAUAGAGAGCGUGAGAGGAAAACAAGAGAACAGCUGAAAGAACAAAGGGAGGCUAAAGAAAGAGAGAGGAGAGCAGAAGAGAGACGCAAAGAGCGAGAGGCAAGGAGAGAAGGGCCAGAAGGAUCUGCGCUUCCUCAGCGCAGGAAGCCAGGGCUCUUGCAAGAGGCUGAGAAAAUGCAGUACGAUGUACACUAUGCAGAUUCAAGAAUAACUGUAGAGUUUAGCACUCAAACAACAGCUCAUCAUAGAACCGCCAGGGAGGAGCAUGGAGACAAAUCAAAAGCCAACUAUCGCGCUCGCAGCCCCUUGCGACAGGCACGUGAUAAACUAGAAGGAGCGGAAGGAAGGAAGCAAAUGAAAGAGGAUAGACCAGAUGUGAGGGAUCUUUUGUCUGACUUACAAGACAUCAGUGACAGUGAAAGGAAAACCAGUUCUGCAGAAUCUUCUACAGGUGGCUCUGGUUCUGGAUCUGAGGAAGAAGAGGAAACCAGCUCUGAGGAGUCUGAGGAAGGAGAAGAGGAGGAUGAAGAGGAAGAAGAGGAGGAAGAGGAGGAGGAAGAAGAAGAGGAAACUGGAAGUAACUCAGAAGCAGCCUCGGAGCAUAGUGCAGAAGAGGUCAGUGAGGAGGAGAUGACUGAUGAUGAUGAAAGGGAGAAUGGAAAUCACGUACCUCUUGUGCCAGAAUCCAGGUUUGACCAUGACUCUGUUGGAAGUGAAGAGGAAGAGGAGGAAGAUGACGUCAGGGAUGCAAGUCCCCAUUCCAAUGCCCAGACAGAUGGUGACUAUGUCCCUGACUCUCCAGUUAUGUCUCCUGUGGAGCUGAAGCAAGAGCUGCCCAAAUACCUUCCAGCACUACAGGGCUGUCGCAGUGUGGAGGAAUUUCAGUGCUUGAAUCGUAUUGAAGAGGGAACGUAUGGCGUUGUGUACAGAGCAAAGGACAAGAAAACAGAUGAAAUUGUGGCUCUGAAGAGACUGAAAAUGGAAAAAGAGAAGGAAGGAUUCCCUAUAACUUCACUCCGUGAAAUCAACACUAUUUUGAAAGCCCAGCACGAGAACAUUGUCCGGGUCAGGGAAAUUGUUGUGGGGAGUAACAUGGACAAAAUCUAUAUUGUAAUGAACUAUGUGGAACAUGAUUUGAAGAGCCUCAUGGAGACCAUGAAACAGCCCUUUCUACCAGGCGAGGUGAAAACUCUAAUGAUCCAGUUGUUACGGGGAGUUCGCCAUCUGCACGAUAACUGGAUUCUUCAUAGGGAUCUCAAGACCUCCAACUUGCUGCUCAGUCAUGCUGGUAUAUUAAAGGUUGGGGACUUCGGUUUGGCUCGUGAGUAUGGCUCUCCUCUUAAACCCUACACCCCCAUUGUGGUGACCCUGUGGUACCGAGCCCCGGAGCUUUUACUUGGAGCGAAGGAAUACUCUACAGCCAUAGACCUGUGGUCAGUGGGAUGUAUUUUUGGGGAGCUGCUAACCCAGAAACCUCUCUUCCCAGGAAAAUCUGAGAUUGACCAAAUCAAUAAGAUAUUCAAGGAUUUGGGAACACCUAGUGAGAAGAUCUGGCCAGGUUACAACGAACUCCCUGCAGUCAAGAAAAUGACAUUUACAGAAUACACCUACAAUAACCUGCGGAAGAGAUUUGGAGCUCUCCUCUCCGACCAAGGAUUUGACCUCAUGAACAAGUUCCUGACUUACUGCCCGGCCAAGAGAAUUAAUUCAGAAGAUGGACUGAAGCAUGAAUAUUUCCGGGAGACCCCCCUCCCAAUCGAUCCUUCCAUGUUCCCAACAUGGCCAGCAAAGAGCGAACAGCAGAGGGUGAAACGUGGCACAAGUCCCCGUCCCCCAGAGGGUGGUCUGGGCUACAGCCAGUUGGGAGAUGAUGAUCUGAAAGACACAGGCUUUCAUUUGACCACCACCAACCAAGGAGCAUCAGCUGCUGGGCCUGGCUUUAGCCUCAAGUUUUGAUUCUGGCAAACUGUUUUUGUUUUUUUUCCUAAUGAAAGAGUUCUGGGCAGUUGUUAAACUUUUAGAACUGACGAACAAUUUACAUACUGCACCUAACUCACCACAAUGCAGACUGUUGCUUUCCAAAGCAGGGACAUAAGACUUAAGCAAGGACUUGGAGUCUUUGACUUAUUUAUUUUUCACACUUGUAUAUUUGUAGAAUUAAAAUGCAUUUUUAAUGGUAUAAUUUGUGUUUUGCUGCUUACAUUUGAUUUCUUGUUUUGUACAGUAUUAGUUGCU